Messenger RNA from Thyridium curvatum, 2172 nucleotides. RefSeq lists its product as uncharacterized. Gene Ontology annotation, molecular function: hydrolase activity, hydrolyzing O-glycosyl compounds. Lineage: Eukaryota; Fungi; Ascomycota; Sordariomycetes; Thyridiales; Thyridiaceae. Bases 1 to 2172 code for a protein of 723 amino acids. Gene Ontology annotation, biological process: carbohydrate metabolic process. The record is from RefSeq and is a predicted model, not a curated record. The transcript is spliced from 2 exons.
AUGGCGUUCUCUGAUUCCCGCCUUUGGGUCAUCUUAGUGACAUUGCUGGUGCCUGCUAGCCAGGCGCUUUCAGCGGAGAUGAUGAGCAACUCUCCUGGCCACCUUAAGCUCAUUCAUGAAGGCGUUGGCGUGGGCAACGAACUCAUCGCCGGCACGUUCCCAUUCCCUGAUUCGUUUUAUCACAAGCAUCGCCGCGAGAUAGUGUCCCACGAGGACGGCUCGCAUACAGAAUGGAACAGUAUCGCCCCUGACGCAGUGGAAGUGAAGGCAUCGUAUCCGAACUCCGGCAGCGUUGGCGCCACCUUCACCUUUGCGCCAGAUGACACGCUUUACGGUGUUUGGAGCUACCCGUGGAAUGGCAGCAUUGCCAAUGCGGGACAGAAUCAUGCUGAUAUCGGCCUGUUUGGCACGGAUAGGCCCGGCAUCAACUGGGCUAAUGCGCGUGCGCCUUUCUUCUUUUCCCGGUCUGGAUUCGGCGUGUACGUCGACUCGCUGCAGUUCGGAAGUUUUGACUUCUCCGAGCCUGGCACGGCCAGUUUCAGCUUCAAUGGAAGCGAGUUGACAUACAAUGUGCUGUACAAUAGCAAUCUUACCGAGCUGCUGAUGCGAUACGCGAACUUAUCCAGCAAGCCUGAAAUGCCUAUCGAUUCGGGUUACGGGCCAAUUUUCUGGUCGGACAACUUCGAGGAGGACUUCCACCAGGGGGUGUCUAGAGCCGAUGAGAAUUUCCACGAUGUGAUGAAGCAUUUGAAGCAAAAUCAGAUCAGAGCUACAGCCAUAUUUGCAGACAGGCCUUACGGGACGGGAAACUGGUCCUUUGGCAAUUUUGACUUUGACCCGAAAAACUACCCUGAUCCGCGGACUUUUAUUGCCAAUCUGUCGUCGCAAGGUUACGACUUUCAGGCCUGGGUGGCCAACCGCGCCUUUCUUUACACAGAGCUGUACAACACCUCCAUGGCGAACGGGUGGCUAUUCCCCGGCUUUGACGGUACCCAAUUCCUUGGCCCUGCACUGAACCUCUCUAUCCCUGCGGCCUACAGCUACCUUCUUGAACGGCUCACCUCGUUGGCUAGAAUAGGAGUCAAGGGCUUCAAAAUCGAUCGCGGCGAGGAACGAGAAAUGCCUGACGCAGAACAGAAUCUGCAAAGCAUUCUUUUCAAUGAGCUAUGCUACAAAGCCAUGGAAACGGUAUGGGGCAAGGGCAACUUCUUCUCGUUUGCUCGUUCAGCCUUUGACCGAUCACGCUCAAAGGUGGCUAUCUGGAACGGCGAUUCCCAGGCCAACUUCACCGGCCUGCAAUACUCUGUCGCGUCGGCAAUCCGCGCCGGACUGCUAGGCUUCUCUCACUGGGGCUCGGACACGGGCGGCUACCUCCGAACAAACAGCACGCCUACCGAGGAGCUCUGGGCUCGGUGGAUGCACUUCAGCGCCUUCUCGCCCAUGUACGAGAUUAUGGUGGGCACCAAACACACGCCGUGGUACGACUACAGCCCUCGGCUAGUCCGGGUGCUGAAGGAUACCGCUGCCCUUCACACGAGCCUCAUUCCCUAUAUCCGGAGCUAUGCGUAUGCAGCGAGCCAGACGGGAUUGCCUGUCAUGAGGGCUUUGUUCCUGGAAUAUCCGGAUGACGACAAAGUAGCCGAGACAGGAGAUGCGUAUACAUUUGGAAAGGAGUUUCUCGUCGCGCCUAUCGUCACCCAGGGUGGGAACAGGACGGUCUACUUUCCGAGGGGACAAGGCCGAUUCCUCGAAUACUUUAACAAGAGCCAGACUUUCAAGCCUGGCGAGACCCACGAGAUUACCAACAUGCCUCUCGAGUACUCGCCGGUUUAUGUCCGCGAAGGUGCUAUUAUUCCCACCGGCGAUGUGUUCCAAGGAAAUGCCAAGUGGGUGGCCAACUGGAAACCGCACCUAGUCAUUGAAGUCUACCCGAGCUACAAUGUAUCGGUCUCAAGCUUCACCUACUACCGUGGCAAGGAGAGUACACCGCUCAACGGUACGACCUCGAUCACGAUGACGGCUAGGAGCGGUAACGUGACGAUCCAGUCAGGCGACCUGGGUGUCGAUGGCACUAUUCUGGUGUACCAUAAGAAUGGGGUCGAGAACAUCACACUGCCCUCUGGUGAGGAGCAUACGCUGCACAUUGGGGGAUUAGUCAGUCUCUUUGAGUAA